Saimiri boliviensis boliviensis (Bolivian squirrel monkey) is the source of this 2764-nucleotide messenger RNA. The record is from RefSeq and is a predicted model, not a curated record. NCBI's taxonomy places the organism in Eukaryota, Metazoa, Chordata, Mammalia, Primates, Cebidae.
UUACAGGCAUGAGCCACCACACUCGGCCCACAAGUUUCGUUUUGAAGUAGUCCAGGGGCCUUGGUCCUGAAAGAGGUGAGGACUAUAAAUCGAAUAGUGAUGGUUUUAAAUGGGAGGGAAUGAAGUCUGCAAAAUUUCCCCAGAUUAUUUUGAAGAUCUCUUCUCCCCACCCCUCCUACCCUACGUUCUACAGUGUGGUCUAGGAGGAAAUCUGGAAGAAGAUUCUUGGGGGAGGGCUCCAGAACUCAGCUUCCCAGUUAAUGGCUGAUGGAAUUUACACAAGAGCUGGGCAAAGGUGAAAGGGCGGUGCCCAGCCCCAAAUUCCUUAUACCUUUGCUCCGCUUCAUUGACACCCCCACCUUCUCCCCACCCCAGACUUCACCCAAACUCUGACCUCUUACUCUGCCUAUUUAACUCUGGCCCUGGGCAGCCAAGACAAAGCAAAAGGCAGGGCAGCAUGAGCCGAUCACCUCUCAAUCCCAACCAGCUCCGAUCAGUGGGCUCACAGGAUGCCUUGGCUUCCCUGCCUCCACCUACUCCCCAGAAUCCCUCCACCCACUCUUGGGAUCCUCUGUGUGGAUCUCUGCCCUGGGGCCUCAGCUUUCUUCUGGCUCUGCAGCAUGUCUUGGUCGUGGCUUCUCUGCUCUGUGUCUCCCACCUGCUCCUGCUUUACAGUCUCCCCCCAGGAGGACUCUCAUACUCCCCUUCUCAGCUCCUGGCCUCCAGCUUCUUUUCAUGUGGUGUGUCUACCAUCCUGCAAACUUGGAUGGGCAGCAGGCUGCCUCUUGUCCAGGCUCCAUCCUUAGAGUUCCUCAUCCCUGCUCUGCUGCUGACCAGCCAGAAGCUACCUCUGGCCAUCCAGACACCUGGAAACUGUGAGCACAGAGCAAGGGAAAGCGCCUCCCUCAUGCUGCAUCUGUGUAGGGGACCUAGCUGCCACGACCUGGGGCACUGGAACACUUCUCUCCAGGAGCCGGGGCAGUGGUCGUAUCUGGACUGUUGCAGGGCACGCUGGGGCUGCUGGGGAGUCCUGGCCGCGUGUUCCUCCACUGUGGGCCCCUGGUACUGGCCCCCAGCCUGGUUGUGGCAGGGCUCUCGGCCCACAGGGAGGUGGCCCAGUUCUGCUCUGCUCACUGGGGAUUGGCCUUGCUGGUCAUCCUGCUCAUGGUGGUCUGUUCUCAGCACCUGGGCUCCUGCCAGUUUCAUGUGUGCCCUUGGAGGCGAGCUUCAACCUCAUCAACUCACACUCCUCUCCCUGCCUUCCGGCUCCUCUCGUCUCGCCCCUCAGGUGCUGAUCCCAGUGGCCUGUGUGUGGAUCAUCUCUGCCUUUGUGGGGUUCAGCGUUAUCCCCCAGGAACUGUCUGACCCCACCAAGGCACCGUGGAUUUGGCUGCCUCACCCAGGUGAGUGGGAUUGGCCUUUGCUGACACCCAGAGCUCUGGCUGCAGGCAUCUCCAUGGCCUUGGCAGCCUCCACCAGCUCCCUGGGUUGCUAUGCCCUGUGUGGCCGGCUGCUGCAUUUGCCUCCCCCACCUCCACACGCCUGCAGUCGAGGGCUGAGCCUGGAGGGGCUGGGCAGUGUGCUGGCCGGGCUGCUGGGAAGCCCCAUGGGCACCGCAUCCAGCUUCCCCAACGUGGGCAAAGUGGGUCUUAUCCAGGCUGGAUCUCAGCAAGUGGCUCACUUAGUGGGGCUACUCUGUGUGGUGCUUGGACUCUCCCCCAGGUUGUCUCAGUUCCUUACCACCAUCCCGCUGCCUGUGCUUGGUGGAGUGCUGGGGGUGACCCAGGCUGUGGUUUUGUCUGCUGGAUUCUCCAGCUUCUACCUGGCUGACAUAGACUCUGGGCGAAAUAUCUUCAUUGUGGGCUUCUCCAUCUUCAUGGCCCUGCUGCUCCCAAGAUGGUUUCGGGAAGCCCCGAUCCUGUUCAGCACGGGCUGGAGCCCCUUGGAUGUAUUACUGCAUUCACUGCUGACACAGCCCAUCUUCCUGGCUGGACUCUCAGGCUUCCUGCUAGAGAACACCAUUCCUGGCACACAGCUUGAGCGAGGCCUAAGUCAAGGGCUACCAUCUCCUUUCACUGCCCAAGAGGCUCGAAUGCCUCAGAAGUCCUGGGAGAAGGCUGCUCAAGUGUACAGACUUCCUUUCCACAUCCAAAACCGGUGUCUCUGCAUCCCCCAGCCUCUCCGCUGCCUCUGCCCACUGCCUGAAGACCCUGGGGAUGAGGAAGGAGGCUCCUCAGAGCCAGAAGAGAUGGCAGACUUGCUGCCUGGCUCAGGGGAGCCAUGCCCUGAAUCUAGAAGAGAAGGAUUUAGGUCCCAGAAAUGACCAGCACUCCUACUUCUGCCCUGGGUAGUUUAGCCCUAACUCACAUCUGCUGGAGAGUCAGAGGGUGUUCUUUCUCAUAGGUAGAGGGUGUAUGUGUUUGUAUUACAUGGGCCCACCUAGAGAUUCCAUUUCCCAAUAGGGUGGGUUACCUUUACUUGUCUUAAUUAGGCCUAACUGUUCCAGAGCAAAGGCCAUGAUUUAAUGGACCAUAAAUGAAUGAGAUUUUGCCUGUGUACUAUCAAUGCCACUUGAACCCCAGCAUUCACUUGAAUACUUAUUGAGCAUCUCCCACGUGCAAGGUCCUGGAGCUAGACAUAGAUAAGACAGGGUCCAUGCCCUCUUAAGGCAUUCACGGUUUAAAAAGACCUGUGUAAUUACGAAAAUGCAAAGCAGAAAGCAGUCUGUAAUAGAUUAAAAUAAUGUUGUGGCAGCAAAGAGGAA